AUGGCUAAGGCGGAACUCUGGUUGUCGCCUGUAGUGCAGACCCUCUUUGCUCGUUCACCUCCACCGCUCCGCUCUCGCCGAAGAACAUAUGGCGCCAGGCUCAAACUUUUCAACCAGCAAUCAGCUAAUCUCAACGUCGGAGCCGUUAUGUAUUCAAUUCGUCACGGUGCUCAGAAGCCUCUGUUCAUGCUCCUCCACUUGCUCAAUGAUGAUUUCGAUGACCGUCAUGAGCUUGUACAAACCCAGGUAGGCAAUUCCUAUUCUGACUACUUGCACUCAAUUGCCCAUAGGCGUGAGCCAGAAUACUGGAACUCCAAGUAUUGGAUUGCGAGAUUCUCCCAUGAGUACUUGCCGGAGAUAUACUCGCCUGGCAGCACCAUUACUCAGGCCAAGCAGGAAAUGGAAAAGUUUGUAGGUGCUGUACAAACUGUCGAAACUUCCGGAAAGGGAGUCCCGGACCAUGAGAAGGGGCAGUGA
Molecule: messenger RNA, 477 nt
Organism: Suillus bovinus
Lineage: Eukaryota; Fungi; Basidiomycota; Agaricomycetes; Boletales; Suillaceae
Exons: 2
Coding region: 1-477 (158 amino acids)
Source: RefSeq, a predicted model, not a curated record